Messenger RNA from Andrographis paniculata, 1499 nucleotides. Its product is annotated as transcription factor bHLH93-like. Bases 205 to 1311 code for a protein of 368 amino acids. Gene Ontology annotation, molecular function: sequence-specific DNA binding; protein dimerization activity; DNA-binding transcription factor activity. The transcript is spliced from 4 exons. The record is from RefSeq and is a predicted model, not a curated record. Gene Ontology annotation, biological process: regulation of DNA-templated transcription. Gene Ontology annotation, cellular component: nucleus. Lineage: Eukaryota; Viridiplantae; Streptophyta; Magnoliopsida; Lamiales; Acanthaceae.
GAUAGGAGGCAGAGGCAGCAACUGCCUCCAUCCACAUUCCUUCGAGCCUUUGUUAAUUUAGAGAGAGAAAGAAAAGAUAGAGAGAGAAGAAGAACAACAAAGAAUUCCCCCAUUGUCUUCUUCAACCUCUCAACACACACAAACACACUCACUGCGUCUGUGUAUUCUAGAGCGAGAAGAAAUUCUAGAGAGAGAGAGAGGGAAAUGGAGUACAUCACAAACAAUGAACGGACGUUUCUAGAAGACCUCUUGGCUCUCCGGGACACUUCCGAUCACGACAAUUACGCCUUCCCCAAUUCAGAUUACAAUAAUUAUUUCAACCCCAACUUCAUCUGGCCCACCGCCACCGCCGCCGCCGCCGCCGCCGUCGUCGCCACCACCUCCGCCGCCGUGGAUUCUUCCUACAACAACACUUCCCUUGCUUUCCCCAUCCCCACCGCCGAUCCGUACACUCCCUUCGACGACGACUACUCCGCGCUCCUCCCCUACACCGGCGGCGGCGGCGCUCCGUUCGCCGACGACCUGUCGCCGCCGGACUUCGGGAGCCUGGACCUCCCGAAUUACCAAGAUCAGGAGUACAGCUACUACGGCACGCCGUCGGCACGUGACGACGGGGAAGGCGGCGACCCGUUUGUAAACGGAGCUCCGAAUGUCGGACCCGCCGGAGCUCCUUGUAAAGUGGAGUCCCUGCCCGAAAUGCCCGCCGCCUCCGCCGCCGCCGCAGGUUCUUAUGAUGUUGGGAUUUCUCCGCCGCCGGAUUUGAGGAAGUGCAAAGUGAAGAAGGUCUCCGGGCAGCCGUCGAAGAAUCUCAUGGCGGAGCGGCGGCGGAGGAAGCGCCUGAACGACCGCCUCUCGAUGCUCCGGUCAGUCGUCCCCAAAAUCAGUAAGAUGGAUAGAACAUCCAUUCUUGGGGACACCAUAGACUACAUGAAGGAGCUGUUGGAAAGAAUCAACUCAUUGCAAGAGGACAUGCAAUUAGGGUCAGAUCAGAUGGGGAUUAUGAGCAUUUUCAAAGAUGUCAAACCUAAUGAAGUUCUUGUCAGAAAUUCACCCAAGUUUGAAGUGGAGAGGAGAAAUGAGGACACAAGAGUGGAGAUAUGCUGUGGGGGAAAGCCUGGAUUGUUGCUAUCAACAGUGACCACACUAGAGGCAUUAGGCCUCGACUUUAAGCACUGCAUUAUCAGCUGCUUUAAUGACUUUGCACUUCAAGCUUCUUGCUCAGAGGAAUUGAAGAAGAGGGCAAUGAUGAAUACAGAAGAUAUAAAACAGGCACUGGUUAGGAAUGCAGGGUAUGGAGGAAAGUGUGUGUAGCUGCCAAAAACACCAAGAAUUAGAAAGAUUAAUUUCAAAAAGAAAAAGUAUGAUAUGUGUGUGUGUGAAAUAUUAUUGAGCUGCAGUAACUCUUUUUCUUUCUACCUGUGUUAUGUUCUGUGGAGAAUUAGUUGUAUUUUUGUGGAGGGGAUUGUAGGUAUUCUGAUGAGGAAUCCAUUUCACCAUCA